GAAUCAGCCGGGAAGGACCAAUUUUCAAUAACGAAUGUUCCACGGCUGUUGAUAGAGGACUUGGAUGAUGUAUUGGACGAGUGUGACUCCCAGAUGGUGCAGAGGGCAUUCCAGGGAGUGCCAGCUCUCAACUGCAUUCAGUCGACUGUCUUUGAGACUGUGAUGAACAGUCAGGAGAAUGUGCUCAUUUCUGCCCCCACGGGAGCUGGAAAGACCAACAUUGCCCUGUUGGCCAUCCUCAGUAGACUCAGGGAUCACAUAAAUCACCGGAAACUGCCCAUCGAGGAUUUAAAAGUGGUCUACAUCGCCCCAAUGAAGGCCUUGGCUUCCGAGAUUACUGCCAAAUUCGCAGAUCGACUAACCCCGUUUGGAUUGUCAGUCCGCGAGUUGACAGGAGACAUGCAACUGACGAGGAAAGAAGUGUCUUUGACUCAGGUGUUGUCCAAAUGUGGAUAUUCAGGUAUUUGUGGUCACCCCGGAGAAACUGGACGUGGUGUCGCGGAAGGACGUGGACAUUGGAAUGACGGACAGUCUCUCUAUUCUCUCCAAAAUGACUCUCCUUGUCAUCGACGAACUUCAACUACUGGCGGACACUCGUGGAUCAGUUUUGGAGACACUCGUCGCCAGAAUUCUACGACUGGUGGAGAGCAGUCAGCGUGUGAUCAGGAUUGUGGGACUGUCGGCCACUCUCCCCAACUAUUUGGACAUUGCUUCCUUUCUGCGAGUCAAUUUUAGUAGUGGACUGUUCGUGUUUGAUGGGAGGUUUCGUCCUGUGCCCCUCACGCAGUCCCUCGUGGGGGUCAAGACGCAUUUUCCCCGAGAGACUGAGAAGAAUAUAAACCACAUCUGUUUUAACGAAGUCACUCGU
Octopus sinensis (East Asian common octopus) is the source of this 868-nucleotide messenger RNA. RefSeq names its product activating signal cointegrator 1 complex subunit 3-like. NCBI's taxonomy places the organism in Eukaryota, Metazoa, Mollusca, Cephalopoda, Octopoda, Octopodidae. The transcript has a single exon. Gene Ontology annotation, molecular function: nucleic acid binding; ATP binding. The record is from RefSeq and is a predicted model, not a curated record. Bases 94 to 735 code for a protein of 213 amino acids.